Messenger RNA from Zophobas morio, 1512 nucleotides. RefSeq names its product m7GpppN-mRNA hydrolase (gene DCP2). The record is from RefSeq and is a predicted model, not a curated record. The transcript is spliced from 3 exons. Gene Ontology annotation, cellular component: cytoplasm; P-body. Gene Ontology annotation, biological process: deadenylation-dependent decapping of nuclear-transcribed mRNA; nuclear-transcribed mRNA catabolic process, nonsense-mediated decay. Gene Ontology annotation, molecular function: manganese ion binding; 5'-(N(7)-methylguanosine 5'-triphospho)-[mRNA] hydrolase activity; RNA binding. The coding region runs from base 142 to 1119 and encodes 325 amino acids. NCBI's taxonomy places the organism in Eukaryota, Metazoa, Arthropoda, Insecta, Coleoptera, Tenebrionidae.
GUCAGCCGCUAUUAAUGAAAAUAAAUAUGUCGAAGACGAAGUACGUAAAUAGAACGCAAAAAGAAUUUCCUUUACAGUUUAUGUAGUUCUUACACCAAAAACCGUUAAAUCACCACCUACAUUAAAUACUUUCUUUAAAAAAUGGAUGACAUGGAGCUUCGGACCGUCGAACACUCAAUACCCACCGACAUCCUCGAUGACCUCCUAACACGCUUCAUAAUUUGCGUCCCUGAAUCCGCCAAACAGAAUCUCAUCCGCAUUUGUUUCCAAAUCGAACUGGCCCAUUGGUUCUACUUAGACUUCUACGUUACCAGUGAAAGCAAACUGAAAACUUGCAGUAUUUACGAAUUCGCUGCCCACGUCUUUCAGCACAUACCGUCUUUGCAAAAGGAGCGCCACAAGCUCAACCAAAUCCUAGCCGAAUGGAAAGAGUACAAGCAGACGGUCCCCACGUACGGCGCCAUCCUGCUGUCCGAGGGCAUGACCCACGUCUUAUUAGUACAAAGCUACUUCGCCAAGUCCUCUUGGGGCUUUCCUAAGGGUAAAGUGAACGAAGAGGAGGACCCGGCGCACUGCGCCAUCCGGGAAGUCCUCGAGGAAACCGGGUUCGAUAUCACCAACUACAUAUCGCCAGACGAGUGGCUCGAGUCCACCAUCAACGACCAACUGGUGCGGCUGUACAUCAUCAAGAACAUCCCGCUGAUCACCAAGUUCCGACCAAAAACCCGCUACGAAAUCAAAGCUUGCGAGUGGUUCCCGGUGGCCGACUUACCCAAUAGCAAGAAAGACGUGACUCCGAAGGUGAAGAUGGGGGUGAGCGCGAACGCGUUCUUCAUGGUGCUGCCGUUCGUCAAGCGGUUGAAGAUGCUGUGUAACGUCAACAAGAAGCCGAGGAACAAGUCGGCGAGCGUGAGCGAGGUGGAGUAUUCUUCGGCGAAGAGCAAGAGCAAGAAGGUGGAGACGGAAGACAACAGGCUGGCGAAGAGCGGGAGGAAGAUUGACAAGAAGCACGUUUCGAAGAGGCAGUUGUUCGUCAACGAUAGCACGGUUGACUUCUGCGCGCCGUCGUGGCUCAAUUUUAAAUUCGACAGAACUGCCAUUAUGGAAUGCAUUCCUUAAUUGUAGAUAUUUUUUGUGAUAUGUUUUUUAUGCCAUUCAUUAUCCAAAUGCGAUCGGCGAGAUCGGUUCAUUUGCAAUAUGUUUGUGAUAAUUAGUUCAGGAGAGGUCGAAAUGAAAUUCUGGUCAACAGGUUUAAACUUGAAUUUUGAUUACUUUUUUUUGUUAUUUGGUUUGGUGAAGCCCGGCUUUAAUUUUUUUCUAAGAUGGUUUCGUUUAAAUCGAUCGUUUCUGUUAAAUUUGUAUUAUUUUAAGCAUAUCAAUUUAGCAGUAUUUAAACCCAAAUUAGAAUAAUAAUAAAGGCUGACUACUUCAAGUAGGUUAUAUUGUUUUAACGAGGAUGUGCAUUUUUGGUUCUUAACGAAAAUUUAUUUUAAAAUAUAGUUUUUCAAGCAA